Molecule: messenger RNA, 432 nt
Organism: Parastagonospora nodorum SN15
Lineage: Eukaryota; Fungi; Ascomycota; Dothideomycetes; Pleosporales; Phaeosphaeriaceae
Exons: 3
Coding region: 1-432 (143 amino acids)
Source: RefSeq, a predicted model, not a curated record
AUGAAGGCCUUCACCAUCCUCGCUGCCCUCCUCACUGUGGUCGCUGCCACCAACCCCUUCGCCGCCCGCGCCGACUGCAGCUGCGAUAUCAGCAAGUGCCCUACCUCCGGCCCAGCUCACUGCGUCUGCGUAACCGGCCUCCUUGACUCCUGCUACGUCGCGCAAACCAACGCCGGCAUCGACUGCGGCAAGCCCGUCUACCCCGCCUGUGGCGGCUCUGGCGGCGGCAAGUGCGGCACCGACGAGAUCUGCUAUGUUCCCGACAAGAACUGCGAUAUCCACUCGGGCAAGUGCACGGGGCUCUGCGCGAGCGACUACUGCGGUGGGCAGUGGGAUAAGCAGUGCGCGGACGAUCGCUGGAGCUGUGUUUAUGACGAUGCAUGCUUGAAGAAUGGUGGAGUUGAUUGCGAUGGGCACUGUGUGCUGAACUAG